CCGCGUGCGUGGCGCAUGCGUAGAACGCGGUGGGAAGGCCGGUGGUGUACGGGAGAGGGGGAGGAGCCGGAGUCGCGCUGGUUUCCUGGAGGCGUCGUAAACUUGACGGUUUUUAAAUCGCGCUUGGUCGGGAUGGACGCCCGCGCGCGUGCGAAGCGCUACGAGAAGUUGGCCUUCCUGGGCGAGGGGCAGUUUGCUACAGUUUAUAAAGCAAGAGACAAGAAUACAAAUCAAAUUGUUGCUAUUAAAAAGAUCAAACUUGGGCAUAGAUCAGAAGCUAAAGAUGGUAUAAACAGAACAGCCCUUAGAGAAAUAAAACUACUGCAGGAGCUUAGCCAUCCAAAUAUUAUAGGGCUUCUUGAUGCAUUUGGACACAAAUCUAACAUUAGUCUAGUAUUUGAUUUUAUGGAAACUGACCUAGAGGUUAUAAUAAAGGAUACUAGUCUUGUGUUGACACCUUCUCACAUCAAAGCGUACAUGCUGAUGACACUUCAAGGUUUAGAAUAUUUACAUGAACACUGGAUCCUUCAUAGGGAUCUUAAACCAAAUAACCUGUUGCUAGAUGAAAAUGGAGUUUUGAAACUGGCUGACUUUGGUUUGGCAAAAUCUUUUGGAAGUCCUAACAGAGUUUACACACACCAAGUAGUAACAAGGUGGUAUCGAGCUCCUGAGCUACUGUUUGGUGCUAGAAUGUAUGGUGUAGGCGUGGAUAUGUGGGCAGUGGGCUGCAUAUUGGCUGAAUUGCUUCUAAGGGUUCCAUUUUUGCCAGGAGACUCUGACCUGGAUCAACUCACAAAGAUAUUCGAAACCUUGGGUACUCCAACAGAGGAGCAGUGGCCUGGUAUGACCAAUCUUCCAGAUUAUGUGACUUUUAAAAGUUUCCCUGGAAUGCCACUUCAUCACAUCUUCAGUGCUGCUGGUGAUGAUUUGCUAGAACUGCUGCAAGGCUUAUUUACAUUUAAUCCUUCUACCAGGGUCACAGCUACUCAGGCACUAAAACAGAAGUAUUUUAGCAGUCGGCCAGCACCAACACCUGGAAGCCAGUUGCCAAGACCCAAUUGCCCUGCAGAAGUCUUGAAAGAGCAACAAAACCCAGCUCCAAAUUUGAAAAGGAAAAGACUGGAUGGAAUAGAUCAAGUGGAAGACAGGAGUGCCUGGCGUGCUCUGGUCCAUGGGGUCACGAAGAGUCGGACACGACUAAACAACAAAACAACAAAACAACAACAACAACAUGGUUUAAUGUUAGUACGCAUGUAACACUAACAACUGUUGGUUCCCCAAAGGGAGAGAAUGUGUUUAUGAUAUGCCAAGCAUGAUUUAGAAGAUCAGGUGUUCUUCCAUCUGCCUGAGAUGCAACAGUUGUUCUGCCAUUGUAAGCAGGGAAGUCUAGGCUUGACAAAUCCUUGUGCAGUGCACCUAACAUGGGCAGCUGUCUAAGUGGAGGACGUCAGCUAUGCUAUUUUCAAAUGAGACUUUUUGAUGAAUGAUGCUUCAAGAACCUGGCAAAAGCCCAGAGAUUCUUCCUUAUCUGUUCCAGUCCCAAAACCUAUAACCUUUGCUGGCAGAUGGUUACAGAUCUGAGAAGAGCAGAGAAGUAUCAUGGACAGGAAGCAGACUGUAUUGGAGACACAGUAGGGACACUGGAGACACAAAGAAUACUGAAGCAGUAUUCUUUCUCUACACACCCACAGUUGAAAUGGAAAUGGACAGUAGAGUUUGUUCUCCAUAUGCUAGCCCACAUUUUGACACUAACUAAAACAAUGUAAUUGUGAUAAAAGUUUGAAAUAGGUUAGGCACAAGCAAUCUUACUAUUGCUGAAAGACAUAAGAAAAAGAAAGACAAACUGAUGUGCAUUAAACUUACCUCUCUCU
This is a messenger RNA of Podarcis muralis (Common wall lizard), 1871 nucleotides long. NCBI's taxonomy places the organism in Eukaryota, Metazoa, Chordata, Lepidosauria, Squamata, Lacertidae. The record is from RefSeq and is a predicted model, not a curated record.